Messenger RNA from Branchiostoma floridae (Florida lancelet), 3296 nucleotides. RefSeq names its product trichohyalin-like. Lineage: Eukaryota; Metazoa; Chordata; Leptocardii; Amphioxiformes; Branchiostomatidae. The transcript is spliced from 3 exons. Bases 278 to 2725 code for a protein of 815 amino acids. The record is from RefSeq and is a predicted model, not a curated record.
CUAAAACGUCCCCAUUCCAUAGAACGACAACGCUGCAACUCAAAUGUAAUCAUCGAAUAAGCAUCGUUUUUGGUCUUCGGUUUGUUGCUUAUGCAUGAGAAGUUACACUGCUUAGAAGUCACUGUACUUUCAUUGUAGUCAAAAUAUUUGUCUCUGUACUGUGAGUUUGUUGCUGCGACCCCAGAGUGACCAGGUUAUCCACGAGUCUGGGUUGGAUGAGAACUGGAGUGGGAGUGUUUGUGAUGUUGAACUGAUGAGCUGACGGUAACGUUUGAAAAUGCGGGACUCGGCGGUUCUGUGGCUGAUCCUCUUCAGUCUCGCGUCCUGGUCUGCUUCGGAGGUCAACUUUCAGCAGAAAGACGCGACAGCUGAUAGCCCCGUCCCCAUCAGUAACCACACCGAUGAUGACGGCACUCCAGGGACAGCUGAGUUACAAGCGCUUCCUACCCACCAUCCAGCAAACUACAGGGACUCACAUCAUACGGAUGACGGACUGAUAGAACAUACUGCAGACAAUCAAUUGUGGAUUUCUCCAAACGAUGAGUCAUUUGAUACUAAACGACCGGAUUCACACGCCGUCGGGAAGAAGAGGAGCAAAAGAAGAGCAAAAAAGAAAAAAAAGGGAGGAAAGGAUAAAAAGAAAAGCAAGAAGGGAGGAAAUGGUGGAAAGAAAAGCAAGAAGGAGGCAAAGGGAGGAAAGGGUGGAAACAAAAGCAAGAAGGAGGCAAAGGGAGGAGGAGGAAAAGACAGAAAACGAGGAGAAGGAGGAGGAAAAGGAGGAAAGGGUGGAAGGAAAAGCAAGAAGGGAAAAGGAGGCGAGGAAACGGAAGGGGAAGAGCCUUCAAAGAGGCAAAAGAAGAAAAAGAAGCAGAAGAGUCGCGAGGUUGAGGCCGAAGAGGAAGAGUUGGAACCCACUGAAGAGGAGCUUGAAACUGAAGGAGAAGGAGCAAACGGCAAGAAAGGAAAAGAUGAUGGAAAGAAAGGAAAGGGUGGAAGAAAAAGCAAGAAGGGAAAAGGAGGCGAGGAAACGGAAGGGGAAGAGCCUUCAAAGAGGCAAAAGAAGAAAAAGAAGCAGAAGAGUCGCGAGGUUGAGGCCGAAGAGGAAGAGUUGGAACCCACUGAAGAGGAGCUAGUCGAGGAACCAUAUCUUGCACAAGAAGAACAAAGUGUGGCAUAUGAGCUAAGUGAGUUGCAAGAACGGCAAAUUGAGGAACAGGAAGAACAGGACCUUAUACAAGAACAGCUUGAAGAACAAGAGAAGAUGAUUGAGGAAGACUAUGGCGUGCUGCAAGACAUAGAAGAUAGUCUACAUCUGGAGGCUAAGAAUGCUGAAAGUUUGAAAAACGAUCUUGAGGAAGAGCUGGAGUAUGAUUUAGAGAACAGCCUAGGCAACCUUGAAGAAGAAGGAGAGAAAGAAGGAGACAAGGGGAAACGGAGAAAAAAGGAGAAGGAACGGGAAAAAAAGAAGAAAAAACGGGGAAAAAAGGAGAAGAAACAGAGGAAAAAGGAGAAGAAAGAGCUGGAGUAUGAUUUAGAGAACAGCCUAGGCAACCUUGAAGAAGAAGGAGAGAAAGAAGAUGAAGAAGGAAUGCCUGUCGAAGAGACUGCCGCUGCUGAAGAACAACAGAAGAAAAGUGAAACUGACAAGGGGAAACGGAGAAAAAAGGAGAAGAAACAGAAAAAAAAGGAGAAGAAACAGAGAAAAAAUGAGAAGAAAGUAAAGGAAAGAAAAACAGAUGAGAGGAAAGAUGCUCAGCGGAAGAAAGUGAAGACCGCGAAGGAACGAAAGGCGAAGAAAAAUGCCCGGCGGAAGAAAGUCGAGACCACGAAGGAACGAAAGGCGAAGAAAUCUCCCCAGGGAAUAUGGGGAGCUCCCGCGAAAUCUCGCAAUGCCAAGUUUUCCCCCAGGAUGCAAAAGAAAGAACGAAAGCAAAGAAAGAAGGCUUUAGGAUGGGGACUCGGACGGGGGAAAGGUGGCCGGCGAGACAGAGGCCAGCGGACGAAGCCUACAGGUGCUUUUGGUACGCGACAGCCCCCGGAGACAGGUAGAGUGAGAGGAGGCAGAAAGAAUCAAGCUGGACGUCAAGGCCGACGCCCCGGAGAAGUUUCUGCCAGGCGUCAGCGCAUAAAAAUACCUCGGACGAGACAACCGAAGCGCAAGAAGCCCGAACGUACUUUUGGCAGACGACAGCGCAAGAAGCCUGAACGUGGCAGACGACAGCGCACGAGGCCUGAAGGUACCAUCGGCAGACGUCAGCGCAAGAAGCCUGAACGUACUUUCGGCAGACGUCAGCGCACGAGGCCUGAAGGUACCAUCGGCAGACGUCAGCGCAAGAAGCCUGAACGUACUUUCGGCAGACGCCAGCGCACGAGGCCUGAAGGUACCAUCGGCAGACGUCAGCGCACGAGGCCUGAAAGUACUUUCGGCAGACGUCAGCGCACGAGGCCAGAAAAUGUUCCCGGCAGACAUCAGCGCACGAGGCCUGAAAGUACUUUCGGCAGACGUCAGCGCACGAGGCCUGAACGUACUUUCGGCAGACGACAGCGCACGAGGCCUGACCGUACUUCCGGCAGACGACAGCGCACGAGGCCUGAACGUACUUUCGGCAGACGACAGCGCACGAGGCCUGACCGUACUUCCGGCAGACGACAGCGCACGAAGCCCCGCAGACGACAGCGCACGAGGGGAAACAACCGGCCAUCAAGGUGGCCGACUUGGCCCUGAAGCCACUGUAAAGGAGAUGGCAGACUACAGAAAAUCCGGCUAAGAUAUAAGCCUAACAAUACAACAUCUAGUGCAUGUUACAACCAAUUUUAGCACCCAGUCAUACACAGACGAGAAAGAUCACAUAUAGUAGCUCGUCCUUAACUUGACAAUGUGAUAUUUUAGUAAGAAACGACAUUUAAACAAGUCAUCCCCGAUCGUUUAGGUCAUUUAAUCUGCACUUUUAGCAGGAACGUGUGGCAUCAGCAAUGCGUCAAAGUUUCUUCAAAGUCGUUAUCGCCACCUGUACCCAAACCUACAUCUUUUAUCAAAUUUAACUCUGGUCGUAAAUCAGAUAAAAAGCCAUGUGCUGCAGUAAGGUGUUAGACUUGCCGUAGAGACUUGGUCAAAGGAACGAAGUUUCUAGACCGAAAUAACUAUAUUUGUAUCUACACAUCAAAGUCACAACAUUCAUUGUACCAAAAAUGUAAACAAACUAAGAUGUGUCGAGAAUCCGUGAAAGCAGUCUUAACUACCCUGACACUUUAUACACUACAUAGCAAUAAAUCUAAUUUGUCUGCCAUUUCGCUUA